Messenger RNA from Peronospora belbahrii, 915 nucleotides. The record is from the annotation of a GenBank genome assembly. NCBI's taxonomy places the organism in Eukaryota, Oomycota, Peronosporomycetes, Peronosporales, Peronosporaceae.
AUGCAAGUCAACGUAAUCCAACUUGGAAAAUCAACAAAAGAUUAUGGUCUAGUCUCGGUCCCUGGCUCAGCUCCAACUGUCUCUAGUCUUAAAACUGCAUUUGAAAUGCACACUGGGAUCUCGCGCUUUCGUCAAAGCUUUAAGUUGCAGCAACAAGAUCAUUCCCUUGUGCCUCUUAUGGACGAUACGAAAGCACUCGUUCAUUAUAACGUCCAACACGGUGCAACACUUGUGUUUCGAGAUCUUGGACCACAAAUCGGCUACCGUACGGUCUUUGUGGCAGAAUAUCUAGGUCCACUUCUCUUUGUACUUGGAUAUGCAGCUCGUCCAGCUUUUAUCUAUGGAGCUGAGGCGAAAGUGCAACCAUUUUGUACGACGGCAUUGCUUGGUGUUGCUGCUUGGACGCUUCAUUUCCUUAAACGAGAGUUUGAAACCUUUUUUGUCCAUCGGUUUAGUCGUCCGACAAUGCCACUGCGUAAUUUGUUUAAAAACUGCAGUUACUACUGGAGUUUUGGAGCUGUGGUGGGCUAUCCACUCUGUCAUCCACUGUACACAGGUCCGUCGUCACAGCUACAGAUUCAGGCUGGUUUAGUGCUCAUGGGGAUCUCAGAGCUCUUAAACUUGUGUGUUCAUGUGCAAUUGCGUAAUUUACGUCCAGCUGAAGGGUCUAAGGAGCGACCAAUUCCCAAGGGUCCACUCUUUGCCUUGGUGUCGUGUCCAAACUAUACGUUUGAAGUGCUUGGCUGGGUUGGCUUUGCACUUUUCACGCAGGUCGCAGCUAGCUAUGUCUUUACUGUGGUGGGCUUUUUGCAGAUGACUGACUGGGCUUUGAAGAAACACCGUGGCUAUCUCAAGACCUACGGCGAUGACUACAAGAAAUUGCGACGUCAUGCCAUCAUUCCCUUCAUCUUGUGA